Perognathus longimembris pacificus (Pacific pocket mouse) is the source of this 3539-nucleotide messenger RNA. RefSeq names its product Ras association domain family member 5 (gene Rassf5). Gene Ontology annotation, biological process: signal transduction. The record is from RefSeq and is a predicted model, not a curated record. NCBI's taxonomy places the organism in Eukaryota, Metazoa, Chordata, Mammalia, Rodentia, Heteromyidae. Gene Ontology annotation, cellular component: nucleus. The transcript has 6 exons. Bases 58 to 1323 code for a protein of 421 amino acids.
GUCGCGGCACCGCCCGCCCACAGCUACGGCCGCCGCCAGCACCAGCCCGGCUCGGCCAUGGCGUCCCCGGCGAUCGGGCAGCGCCCCUACCCGCUGCUCUUGGACCCCGAACCGCCGCGUUACCUGCAGAGCUUGAGCGGCCCGGAGUCCCCGCCGCCGCCGCCGCCGCCGCCGCCCCCGGGUCGCCCGUCGCGCCGCUGCGUCCCCGCGCCCCUCUCCACUGCGCCCGGGGCGCACGAGGGGCGCGGCGCCCGGAGGGCAUCCCGGGGAGACUCGGAACCCCAGCCCCGGGCUGCUCGACCCUCUCGCCCUCUGCGGCCGGGUCUGCAGCAGAGACUGCGGAGGCGACCUGAAGCGCCCCGGCCCCGCGACGUGCGAAGCAUCUUCGAGCAGCCGCAGGAUCCCCGCGUCCCGGCCGAACGGGGCGAGGGCCACCGCUUCGUCCCGUCGGCACUGCCCGGCGCGCCGGGCUGGUGCGACCUGUGCGGACGCGAGGUGCUGCGGCAGGCGCUGCGCUGCGCCAACUGUAAAUUCACCUGCCACCCGGAGUGCCGCAAGCUGAUCCAGCUGGACUGCGGUCGGCAGGAGGGCCCGGCCCGCGACAGACCCUCUCCAGAGAGUACCCUAACCCAAGCCUUUGGCCAGAAUGUCUGCAAGCUGGUGGAGGAAACUCCGCGCCCGCCCACGCUGCAGGAGAUCAAGCAGAAAAUCCACAGCUACAAUAGCCGGGAGAAGAACUGCCUGGGCAUGAAGCUGGGAGAAGAUGGCACCUACACAGGUUUCAUCAAGGUGCAUUUGAAACUUCGACGCCCAGUGACAGUGCCCACUGGCAUCAGACCCCAGUCCAUCUACGAUGCCAUCAAGGAAGUGAACUUGGCGGCCACCACAGACAAACGGACAUCCUUCUACCUGCCACUCGAUGCCAUCAAGCAGCUACACAUCAGCAGCACCACCACCGUCAGCGAGGUCAUCCAGGGGCUGCUCAAGAAGUUCAUGGUGGUGGACAAUCCCCAGAAAUUUGCACUUUUUAAGCGGAUCCACAAGGACGGUCAAGUGCUCUUCCAGAAACUCUCCAUUGCCGACUGCCCCCUCUACCUGCGCCUGCUCGCCGGGCCUGACACGGAUGCCCUCAGUUUUGUGCUAAAGGAGAAUGAAACUGGAGAGGUUGAGUGGGAUGCCUUCUCCAUCCCUGAGCUCCAGAACUUCCUAACGAUCCUGGAAAAGGAGGAGCAGGACAAAAUCCAGCAAGUACAGAAGAAGUACGACAAGUUCAGACAGAAACUGGAGGAGGCCUUAAGAGAAUCCCAGGGCAAACCUGGGUAACCGGUCUUGCUUCCUCUCCUCCAGUACCCCCCACUCCCAGAUUUAUUUUUAUUAUUAAUUAUUAUUUUGCAACAGACACUUUUCUCAGGACACCUCUGGUGGGUACAUUUGUGCCUGCCCAGCAGUUCCAGAUGUGGCACGAAGUCUCUUCCGUGGACAAGUGUUCGUGUAGGGGCUGAUCCUUGCCCACCCCCAACACCCCUCUGCCAGUGAUCAGUUCUCGUGUGAAACACACAGCAUGCAUCAUCUCCUCUCAAUUUGCAAGCCUUCAACAAACCAAAUAGUGGCCUCUCUGGUCACCAGGCCUGGAAUCUUAUCACAACAGUCGGUGAGAGACGAAAGGAAAGGAAAAAGGAUUCAGAGCUCUGUGCUCUUCCUCUGGCUUUGAUUCUUCAGUUUCUCUUGAUUUGCCACAUCCAGUACCUUUAUGUAUGAGUCAGACAUUGUAGCAUAUCCCUUUUUUAGUAACAUCUGCUCUAAGCCUCUGGAAGUAGGAUGAGGCUUGUAAAAGGACUGUUCCCUCCCCUGAAGUGCCAGCUAGUCCCACUUAGGGGAAAUGGGUCCAGUCACCAGUCCCGGAUGCUCAGGGAGAGGGGCACCAAAGGCGAGGUUGGCUCAGAGAUUCCCAGAGAAGCUGCAGGCUGCUCUGGCCCUGGCCCAGGCCCUGAUGCCGGAGAGACUGUGCGUAUGUAAACCCAAAGGCAUUCAUCUGUGUAUGUGUGGCACUGAGUCACAUCACUGCCAGUAGCAAUUUGUGUUUAAGUUACAAAUCCGAAUCUUAUAGUCAUCAUCGUCAUGCGUUCCCACCACAGGGAAAGCAGCCAUUCACCAUUGAAAGUCACCCAUGGAUCAGAAGUCAGGCAGUUAAGAAGAAGCCAAAAAAACCAUUGCAAGGAAACCUGUCCAGGCUGCCUUCGGCCUCCCUCCCCCACCCCCAUCCUCCCACCCCCGGUUAGAGUGGAGGGCCUGGGCUGCCUUGGUCUCCCAUUGGCCUCUAGCCCUGCCCCCCCCCCCUCCUCCCACAGGGAUGCUGGGGUCUUCAGGUGCUGCCCAAGGAGUGGCCUUGAUUACAGAGGAUCCUCUGACUUGGCCAGCUUGGAGUCCUUUCUGUUGUGAGCGAGGCCUGCCUGCCCCAGCCUCCAUCUUGACCUCAGUGCCUUUUUGUUUACACAGAGAAAGAAAGAGAGCAGGGCUUGGUUGCUUGACGCUCUGCUUCUGGCUUAUUCCUGCCAGGAAGUGGACGGCGAUGGUGUGGGAGACCAGGCCAGGGGAGCCCUCGCUCCACAUGUGGGUGAGAGUCACACAUCUUCCCAUCUAAAUUCCUGGUCUUGGGCCCCACAAGCAGGGAAGAUCCGAUUGCUGACUCUAGAUAGAAGAUCCAAGCUUAAAUUAGCCAGACAAUUCCAGCGAGUAGCCAGGACUGCAAAGACACUCCAAUUCGGACAGAGAAGGACUUGUCAUUUUCCAAGCAGGGCCGGUGUUCCAAGCCAGCCUGAGAGACCAUUACUUUGCUGUCCUUUACCUUCCCAGGGAUACUCUGGGGACCCGGAGCCCACACAUCCUCAUGUAGCUUUAGAAGUUCCCUCCUUCACCCAGGCUGAGUCCGCUCUGCUUCCCCCGACCCCAGAGGAAUGCUGACCCUUCAUCAUGCAAACGGUGGUCUUCAAAGCUACAAAAGCAACCCAAGCUAGCCCCCUGCUUACUUGCCAUCUCUUUCUCAGCCUUAUCAUUUCCCUCCCCAAAGGACUCCCCUCUUGUGUCCCUGCUGUGUGUUACAGGGAGCCAGUGGCCUUUGCCCUUGUCUUGCAUGUCUAAGAAGGCUUGGCUCCCUGCCUCCCCCAAACCCGCUGUCAGUGCUGCUGAGCGCUUCCCUCCACAGGGACAGCUAGUUUAUUUUUGAGAAGAAAGUCAUGUACAUAUAUAUACAUAGAGGCAUAUAGCUAUAUCUAAAGAGAAAAAAAACGUGUUUAUGAAAUAAGAAAAUUAUGGGGAAAUGCAGACGUUAAAGCACAGUUAGACCCGGGACCUAGGGUAAGGUCGGAGCCUCUGGGAAGUAUGUGUAAAAUUCCCUCCCAGGGGUGGGCGUUAACUGCUGGUAGUGCCUUCCUUGGUUGUGUUGCUUGGUGUGUGUGUGUGUGUGUGUGUGUGUGUGUGUGUGUGUGUGUGUGCGUGUUUUGAGGAUAUUUUCUUUUUAAAUGUCUUUCUUAUAUGAGUUA